GAGAGAGAGAGAAGCGAUCGCGAGAGAGAGAGAGAGAGAGAGAGAGAGAGAGAGAGAGAGAGAGAGAGAAUGCAACCUCCCAAAAUAAAGAGCAAAGAUUGCAUUAGGAGCGAAACAGCGCUGCAGAUAUAGAUGGCAGCUUCGUGUCAGUGAGUUUGCGUCCCCCUUCCUGAGCCACGAGCUGGAGUGAUUAGAGCCCUGGAAGGGAAUUGUGACUCCCGUGAAGUCCCCUUUUCCUGGCAGUCAUCUGCACUGUACAAGCUGGAUCCCUCUCUCCAUCCACCCCGCUCAACUCGCUCCUCUCUUCUCGUCUCCUCUCUCCCUCUCCUGCAUUGAUUUUUUUUUUCUUCCUCUCCCUCUCUCUCUCUCUCUUUUUUUUUUUUUUUUAGUUGACUGAAACAAAACAAAACAAAAGGGCCACUGGAUGUCUGCCUUCCUGGGGGGUGAGCCAGACAGACUGACAAACAAACAGACCCAGCUGAGCUCGGGGGAGGGCUUCUCCUCCGCUUUUGCCCGGCAGCAGCAACAUGGACGUGUUGGCUAGUUAUAGUAUAUUCCAGGAGCUACAGCUUGUCCACGACACCGGCUACUUCUCAGCUUUGCCGUCCCUGGAAGAGACCUGGCAGCAGACAUGCCUUGAGUUGGAACGCUACCUCCAGACAGAACCCCGGCGGAUCUCGGAGACCUUUGGCGAGGACUUGGACUGCUUCCUCCACGCCUCUCCUCCCCCGUGCAUUGAGGAAAGCUUCCGGCGCUUAGACCCCCUGCUGCUCCCAGUGGAAGCCACCAUCUGCGAGAAGAGCUCCGCAGUGGACAUCUUGCUCUCUCGGGACAAGUUGCUAUCUGAGACCUGCCUCAGCCUCCAACCAACCAGCUCUUCUCUAGACAGCUACACAGCGGUCAACCAGGCCCAGCUCAACGCAGUGACCUCAUUAACGCCCCCCUCGUCCCCUGAGCUCAGCCGCCAUCUGGUCAAAACCUCACAGACUCUCUCAGCCGUGGAUGGCACGGUGACGUUGAAACUGGUGGCCAAGAAGGCUUCCCUCAGCUCAGUGAAGGUGGGAGGGGUGGCGGCGGCAACAGCCGUGACACCAGCUGGAGCAGUUAAGAGUGGACAGAGCGACAGUGAACAAGGAGGGGUAGGGGCUGACACAUGCCCUGAAAACAAGAAGAGGGUCCAUCGCUGUCAGUUUAACGGGUGCCGGAAAGUUUAUACAAAAAGCUCCCACUUAAAGGCCCACCAGAGGACUCACACAGGUAGUGAGAAGCCUUACAAGUGCUCCUGGGAAGGAUGCGAGUGGCGUUUUGCACGGAGCGAUGAGCUCACAAGGCACUACAGGAAACACACAGGUGCAAAGCCCUUUAAAUGCAACCACUGCGACAGGUGUUUCUCCAGGUCCGACCAUCUUGCUCUCCAUAUGAAGAGACAUAUCUAAACAAAACAAAACAAAAACAAAAGUAAACAACAACAAGAGCAAAACACCGCAAAGGCCAGAGUUGCCAUGGCAUCAGCCAGCGUCCGAAGGAAAUGCCGUGAGGCAGAGGGCUGGACUUCAGGCGGGGCGCACUGCCUCGCAGAAGAGAGUUCUCGCUUACAAACCUCUGUGUACAUACUUGUACACACACACGUCCACACACACCCUCUCACACAGAGACCCACACACAUACCCACUGUCAUGCACUCAACUAUAUUUAAAGUAUAUACGUCUAUUUCUUAUGCCUUGCCCUAGCCAGAUGGUAGAAGACAAGGAAGAAGGGAGCCAGGUGAACUCCGAGAGGCGCCGGCUGCCGGCUCCAGCACUAUUGCAAUUACUUCCCGCCGUUGCCAACGGAAAACAAAGCAAACGGAUGUCUUCACGGUGGCCGGCAGUACGAGGGGCUUUACCUAACCGGCUUCUUGGUGCAACUUGAUAAGAGAAUCCAACGUCUUACAGUUGCAUAUGUGUGGCACUAAUGUUUCUUUUUAAAUAGUUGGGGGAAAUUGACCUAGAAAACCAAAUUGCAGUUUGGUAGCCAAACCUAACUCCCGGUUUAUUUGUCCUUUGUGUGUGAAAAGUCCUACUAUUCCGUGCGUCAGACUUCCUCACAGAACUGUCGGUUGGUUUUGGUCCUUCUUAGGACCACUGAGAUCUUUCUGAGUCACUACCGAUGGCCUUAGUGGCGGCAGACUGUGGAUCCACAUCUUACACCUUUCUGGCCUGCAUCUCUCUAGACUUCACUCUCAAGGGAGGAGUUUUCUUUUCUUACAUUUUUUUUCUUUUUGACUCUCGCACAUCAUAUGCACUAGGGAUUCUGGAAACUUCUAGCAUGACUGCAAAGUGGCCAAGAGAAUAACGUUCUUGAUGAUAAGUCACAGUAAUACCCCUUGAGCCUCACCUUCUUGCCAGUGCUAGAAUUUUUCUUUUUAAUCUCUCUGAUUUUUGCUAAGGAAAACUUGAAAGAAAAAAAAAAGCUUAUUUGGAAGCUUAAACGUUUUAUGUUUUCUCCAUGGACUAAACCUCUCCAGGACUCUCUCGGCACCUGGAUGUCUAGCUCUCGAAGCAGCCAAUCAGACGGGACAUCACAGUUCUCUCAUCCCUCCUUGAGGCGUGAUGACCUCAGCUCACAGUGAGCAGCUACUGUGCUGUGUCAUUGCUACCCUGUAACCAGUUACAGCAUAGAUGUCGCUAGUCUCAAAGGGCAGCUGCGUAUUUAAUCUAACUCUGGGUUAUGACCUGACAAAAAGCCAAAAAUAUCACUCUUUCCAGGAGUGGGGGAAUCGGAGGAUGUCUCCCAAGUCUAGAGGCUUCACAAAAUGUCAUCCCAUCUCUUCCCUCUCUUACCCACUGAGAUCAUGGUACCCACUUGUUAAAUACAUACUUCAAAAUGCCAUCGUGGGAAUGAAGGUUGUCCAUUAAGGAAAGGGUGGAGGUGUCCCUUGUGGUGUGUCUAGGAGUUUAGGGGGCUUCCUUUUUAGGGGGGAGGGAACUGGUUCUUUUUGGCUAGGCCCACCAUGGCUUGUGACCUAAAGCCCCCAGGAUCAACAGAGGCCUCCCACUUUACCCUGAAAGCUGACUCCAAGGGGGUUCUAUUGCUCACUUGCAUUUCACACACAUGUAUUCCAAUGUCGGUUUCUAUCUUCCUGCAUUCUUAGCUAGCUGGCACUGGCCUAAACUCCAAAGACUGCCUUUAGGACCAUUAACUGGCCUAUGCAAGCAAGCGGGGUGGGUGUUAAGGCAGAUUGUAUAUUUUGUAUAUUCUGGGACCAUCCCUUGAAGACAAGUCUAACAAACAAAAAUGGCAUUUGGUCCGUACAUGGUUGCUGCUCCUUCAUACCAGCUGGCUCCCUCCUGCCCUCCUUUGACUGUGUGACUCGCUGACUGUUAAAAUGUCACCCCAUACAUAUUUGGGAUGCAAAACUGAAGCCUUUUAAAGGAAAUAAUACUAAUGUAAGCAACCCAAACACAUAGGACAGCGGCCUUCAAGAUCCUUGGCACUUGGGUUCUCAGCUUUCUACAACUUUUGUUUCACUGAAAUGUUGAAUCUGUUUGUCUGAGGGUAAAGGGACCUCCUUGUCACAAAUGCUAUAGCUUUCAGUUGGACACUUGGGGCAUUUUGAGGUCUAGCCUUUAGAAUUUUCUUUUACUUUUCUUUUCAAUUUAGACCAAAAAUAAAUAAUAAAAAGAGAAAAGAAACCACUCUGAACACACACACACACACACACACACACACACACACACACACACCGCUCCAUUUGCCAGAGCAAUUAUGUAUAUGUUAGUUGGAGGGUAUUAAAGAAAAAAGAAUCUGUUUUAUUCCAAAGAUUUAAAAGUGGACAUGACUUAGAAACUGUUCUGGGGCACUGCUUGCUGACAAUCUCAUUCUCUGCUACAUUUGAGUGCAUUUUGCAGCCAGUCCAUCAGGGCAUACCAUGGGAUUAUGAAUGUGUGGUGCAUCCUUUUCGGAUGAAGGAUGUGUGAGGGACCUUGAACCUCAGCUGUAUUGAACUGUUGCGCCUCCAGUCAGUGCACUAGAUGAAACUUUUUAGAUUACCCGACUUCUGUUGGUUUGUUUCUUUUCCCCCUUAGGUAGCAGCCUCCAGCAUGAAUGCACGCACACGCCGGACAUGGCAUGAAGCCAUGUCUGCCAUGAUUUACAGAUGUUCUCUCCCAGGCUGGAGCUGCUCUUGCUCUCAAAAUGUUAUUACUAAGGUUUAUAGUAGUACUUAAUUUAAUUUUUGUACUGACCAAUGCAAGGCUCUAUAAAAAAAAAAAAGAAAGAAAAAAGAAAAAAAAAGAAAAAAAAAACACAAAAGAGUAAUCAUUGCUGUUUGUCCCUCUCGUCAUCUGUGGUUUCAUUUGAAUGUGACAGAACAAAGGCCCCUUGGUCCUUUUUGGUGUCUGAAAUGUUUGGUAAUUUCUCUUUCGUAUCAGUGAGGUCCUCUGUAAUCUGCUUCUGACCUCUCUUGGAGCAGGGUGCACUGAGCUGCCGUGACAGUGCUUGCUUGCUUCGGAGUCCUUUGUUGACUGUGGGAACUGGCCUGAGAAUUUGGUGGGUGCUAAGCGCAUGGCUUUGGAUCUAUUCUUCUCCAGCCACAAUGGACACCCGUGGAAGAUAACCUCAGGAUAGGAUUGGCAGCCCUUGGACAUUUUAGAAAGAGGUCUGUGGUAUGUCCUCUGUUCCUUCUCACAGGCAGAGAUGGUCGAUUGGAGCCUCUGAAGAGAGCAGGCUUUUUUUCAAGAAAUAGGCUUAACAAUUUAUUUUGCUCCCAAGAGGACUGUUAUCUAGAAUGGUGUAAUAGAUAUUUGAGACAUAAAAUCCCUUUCACAACUUAAAACAUUACCUCCUAACAUUCCAAGGGAUCCCAAAUUUUGAAAGGGCAAAGGUGGCAUAGUGUAUCACACAGGCUGUCCUCCUGAGCUUGCUGUCCAAGGUCCAGAGCUGGCUGUGUAGAAGACGUGUUUCUAAGCCACUGGCGAUUUUCUUUACUUCCAGUUACGCCUCUAUCUUCUCCACAUGACCUUCAAGGAUGUGGAGACCCGACAUUGUAAUGCUGCUCCUUGCUCCUGGCCUCCUGUUCCACUGUUGGCUCACUGGUCCGGCUUCAUGCCUGUGGUGAUGAGUACUUUGUCCAGAAAAAAAAAAGAGAGAGAGACGUUUGGAUUCCACGAUAUAAAGCUGCGCUUUUAUAAAAUUGUUGGAGACCCCAAAAUCACCUUUAUGCUGACCAUCUCCCAGCCUUUCCAACUUCCUUCACAAAGUCCUUCAAACGCUCCUGUCUCCCUGCCAUCACCUCCCCAUAUGCACCACCUCUAUCCUUUUCCAUCUUUGAUUGCCUGAUGAUAACAGGGUAAAAAGACAGCCCAACCUCAUGCCUGAUGAGCAGAAUGGAUUCCUAGGGUUUUUCUUUUUUUUUUUUUUAAUUUUAUUGUUCUUUUUUUUUAAUCUUCUUUGAAGUCAGAGAAGAAUUUAUUUAGGGACGUGGAUUUGGGAAAAGUUUCCAAAUGAUCCAUGUCUAUUUGCAUCCAAGGGAGAACAAACGGGGGUGGGGGGAAUUCGCUGACCCAGGCACUCAGAACAAAGUCCUGCCUGAGCCUUCACUGCUACAUCCCAUGGGAAAGCCCAAAGAUACGGAUUUCCAGUGAAAACCUCAGUGAUUAUUUGUCAUGGCUCAAGGCGAUUUUCUCUGUGGAAGUCACUUCCUAAUGUAAAAGUGGAAGCUACUAUUUUCUCCUCUUUUGCGUGUGUUACUUCAGAAGGAAAAAGCUAAGGAGCGUCAACAACCUAUUGGUCUGCAGAAACUGGUCUGUUGCCUCUCCCUUUAAAAAUAAAACCAAGCAAACCAAGACCUCACAUCUGGCUGAAAUCUUACAACGAGAAUAUUGCCCAACUGGAAAUUCAGUAAGUAGGACCUGGCGGAAAUGAACUCACAAAAACUUUCCCUCAAAUUUCUUUGGAAGUGGCAGAAGUUGGGGCAGGAGGAUACCUCGUUCUGAGUGUCUGGGAUGCAUUUUGGGAAAUGUGUGAUACUUAAUUGGGACCUGGGCCCAGCCUGAGCGUACGUUGCUGCCUUCCUGCUGCGCUGUUUUUCUCUUUGAGGAUCUUUGGAAAUACUUGAGACAGGACAACAGAAAUAGGUCAAAGGAAGUAAAACCCACUCCUAUGACACGUGGUGUCUCAUGGCAGAGGCCUGAGGCUUCAGGGUUGCCUGUUGUUAACACUUAAGUCCCCUCUCUCGGUUCCUCUCACAGAUCCCAGAAAGGAGAUAACCAAGCUGCAAUGAACUCUCUUAUGCUCACCCUUCCACUAGAGUACUGUAUUGUUCAGGUGUUCUGCGUUUGCAUGCAACUCCUCGGGAAACAGGUAUCCAAAACGAGAGUGAAAUCAAAGCUGUCGCUUCGCAGAUAUCCCAAACAAGAUACUCUUUAUGUUUUCAGAAACAGGGCUCCCUCUCCGUGGUCAUGAGGGAAGAAGGUUGAUGUGAUCUUGGUUGGGGACUGUGUAUACGGUUUUUUUUUUCAACUGUGAGCUUUGGGAUCAUAAUUGCUUUCACCCCAGCUUCUGUCUACUGCCAUAAAAAAGGACCCCACGUGAGAACACUGAGGUGCAUGUGCAGCCGCCUGCUGUGUACCUGCUGAACCUUCGCAGAAGGAAAACAGGCUGCUGAGGUAUAAGAGGGGUAGCCACCAGUGCCUAAUCUCUUUGGGGAGGGGGGGUUGAAUGCUUCUAAUGCCAGUAUCUAAAAACCACACCGCUGGGAGUUCGUUCCACAUACGGGGGGAGGGGGCAGUGGAGGGGGAGAGGGUACAUUUUAAUCCUAGCCCUUGGGACCAGAGGCAGAACAAUUUCUGUAAGUCGAGGUCCUGAAGAUUUUUUUUUUGGGGGGGGGGGGGCUCAUUGGCCGGUUCUUUUGUUUUUGCUUCCCAGCAUGCAUUUCCUAACCCAAGCUCAGAUCGUUUUUUGAGUUUUUCCGUUUUUCACUUCUGCUUCAUUCCAGGGAGGGGAAAAAAAAUACACCUGUUAGGGUCAAGAUCUUGCUAACACAGAGGCAAAAUAAAUGUUUAAUGUUUUUUGGAGCCUGCCCUCCCACCACCACAUGGCCCCCGAACCCCACACCAUCACCUCACUGCUCUCAGCACGUGACUUCCCAGCCACCCCCCACCCCCGGGGCACCCUCCAUCCCCUCCCUUCCUGCUCUCAACAAUAAAGCCCCAGCCACGACGACUUUUCUUUCUACUCUCCAUUAUCCUCUUCACAACUGCUUGAAGAAAUUUAAUUUUGCACUAUACAUUUUCGUUUUGCCGGACGUGUCUAACAAGUGUGUUUGGAAAGACCUGCUCCCAGCCCUCCCCUUCCUCCCCCACCUCCCCGUCACAUUCUCUCAGGCCUUCUCUGGUAUUUAUAAUAUAUCACAGAAGUACCCAGUCUUACAGCCCUCGGUUAUGCCUUUUUUUGACAUUUUAUUUUUUUUAAGCUUUUUAUAUAUAUAUAUAAAUAUAUUACUUUGUCAAGUUUUUUUGCUGUACAAAAGUCUUAAGAUUUAAAACUAUUAUUUGUAUUAUAUGAUGGUGGUAUGUUAAUGUUACAAAAUUAUUAAUGAAGAAAAAAUUUAUUUUUGUUACUGGUCUGUUUCAUAAUUCUUUUUUAAAUUGGUAUAUUGUAAGAUAUCUAUGCAAAAAUGUUAUGUGACGCAUUUUUAUUUAAGAAUGUAAUAUGUGUAAUAAACAGUAGAAUGUG
This is a messenger RNA of Meriones unguiculatus (Mongolian gerbil), 7716 nucleotides long. It is a transcript of the gene Klf7, whose product is annotated as KLF transcription factor 7. The record is from RefSeq and is a predicted model, not a curated record. The transcript has 4 exons. NCBI's taxonomy places the organism in Eukaryota, Metazoa, Chordata, Mammalia, Rodentia, Muridae. Gene Ontology annotation, biological process: regulation of transcription by RNA polymerase II. The coding region runs from base 528 to 1436 and encodes 302 amino acids. Gene Ontology annotation, molecular function: RNA polymerase II cis-regulatory region sequence-specific DNA binding; DNA-binding transcription factor activity, RNA polymerase II-specific.